AAAUGCUCAGAGUCUUUUGCCCAGACUAGGGGAAUUGAGAACCAGAAGACAUAGGUUUAAAGGGAGGUGGGAAAGAUUUAAUGGGAACCUGAGGGGUAAUUUUUUUUACACAAAGGGUGGUGGGUGUGUGGAACAAGCUGCCGAAGGAGGUAGUUGAGACAAGUACUAUCGCAACACUUAAGAAACAUUUAGGCAGGUACAUGGACAGGACAGGUUUAGAGGGAUAUGGACCAAAAGCAGGCAGGUGGGACUAGUGUAGAUGGGGCAUGUUGGUCGGUGUGGGCAAGUUGGGCUGAAGGGCCUGUUUCCAUGCUGUGUGACUCUAUGGCUCUAUGACUCUAUGACUUGAGGUUAAAGGUACUUUAUGAUGUCGAGGAGUUGCUGUGAUGUCAGAGAUUUUUCUGUGGUGUCAUAAAGAAAUCAGUGCGCACACUGGGGCCAGCCUGCUUCAGUUUAUUCGCUAAGCAAAGGUCACCACAGUCACUAACAUGGUGUGCAAAGAAGUCUCCUUUGGCUAGACCCUGCUACAUCAUGAAGACCCCUCCCUACAAAAGCUUCGCCAAACUGGAGUGAGAGGUUGAACAGAAGGCUGUCAACACGGACUGUGUGGUGGCAGUUCUGGGGCUGAGAUUGACUGGAAAUCAUGUUUCUAUGCUCUGGGACCACAGCAAGAUGUCUCGGUAUAAUACUCCUCGCGUUAGCCAUUCUCGGUUUCUGCGUGAACGUAUUGCUCUUUUUCCCAAACGGCGACACAAGAUAUGCCACAAAAAACGUUUCUUCCACCGUGUGGUAUCUAGGGGGGAUCAUUGGCUCUGGGAUUUUGAUGAUCUUCCCGGCGUGGGUGUUCCUGGAAUACUGGGACACGAAUGAAUGCACGGACUGUUGUGACUCCUGCCAAUGCCCCUCUCCCUGCUGCCAAGCCUGCGCUAACCAGCAAUGCUCUCCGUGUCUGGCCUGCUCCCCUUGCUUUCCCUGCGACUGUUCCAAGUGCCCAAAAUGCCGGCCCUGUGAAGCCUGCCCUCGCUGCGAAUGCAAACCCUGCCAAAAGUGCCCGCCCUGCAAAUCCUGCGCCGCAUGCGAGUGUCCCCGCUGCCAGGACUGCCAGGUGUGCGCCCCCUGCACUACAUGCGAGUGCCCCACCUGCCGCGCAUGUCCCGAGUGCAAGCCCUGCCAGUCCUGCGACUGCAAGAACGCCUGCGAGUGCCCCCCCUGCAAGCGCUGCUGCCCCUGCACAUGCCCAUGCGCAUGCCCCCAAUGCAAGCCCUGCCCUGAGUGCAAGUGUCAACUCUGCGCCGAGAAUGCACCAUGCGCUUGCUGCCGCAAGUGCUCCUGCAGGGAAUGCUGUCAGAACUUCUGCGGAUGCCUGGGUGCCAUCUGCAUCGUCUGCCAGGACAGUGACUGCACCUGCCCACAAUUCUGCAAAUGCAAGCCAAGCCAAUGCAUCCGGAAAUUUCCGCUUUGCGUCCUAAUUUUCUGUGUGGUUGGAUUGAUUGGAUCUGCAUACGGCUUCAUUGUGUCAUCAGUGGCGUUGGAUACCGGUCCACUGUGCCGCGUAACACAGCUCGGUGAAUGGAGACAUCCCUUCAACAAAGGAAAUUACCUGAAUGAUCCCAACCUGUGGAACAAGUGUAUGGAGCCGGAAAAUGUGAUCCCUUGGCACGUCAGGUUGUUCUCCAUCCUGCUGGUGACCAGUGCUGUUCAGUUCAUUAUAUGUGUCGCGCUGCUCGUCAAUAUUCUGUUUGGAAUGUUCUGCAAACACAGUCAAUGUUUCAAGGGCUAUACUCCCAUGUAACUAAAGGCUGAGGUGCGUUCUAAGCAAAUCAACAAACGUUUUGUAACUUUUUAUUAAAAAAAAGCUGAGAAUGGAUUAACUGAGAUUUCUAUAUUAUGGACACUUGCGAUAUUGAAGAGAUUCAUGCAACGAAGUAUUUUGCCUUUCAAAUUUUUACAAAUCUAUGACAAUAAAUCAUGCAUUUGGCAUUAUCAAAAAAAUAAAAAAAAAACCUGUGCAAAAGUGAAUGUUAGUUGUCAAAUGACUUAACCCCAGGGUAAAGCUUUGUUCAAACCAUAUAACCAUAUAACAACCAUAUAACAAUUACAGCACGGAAACAGGCCAUCUCGGCCCUACAAGUCCAUGCCGAACAAAUUUGUUUCCCCUUAGUCCCACCUGCCUGCACUCGUACCAUAACCCUCCAUUCCCUUCCCAUCCAUAUGCCUAUCCAAUUUAUUUUUAAAUGAUACCAAUGAACCUGCCUCCACCACUUCCACUGGGAGCUCAUUCCACACCGCCACCACUCUCUGCGUAAAGAAGUUCCCCCUCAUAUUACCCCUAAACUUCUGUCCCUUAAUUCUGAAGUCAUGUCCUCUUGUUUGAAUCUUCCCUUUUCUCAAAGGGAAAAGCUUGUCCACAUCAACUCUGUCUAUCCCUCUCAUCAUUUUAAAGACCUCUAUCAGGUCCCCCCUUAACUUUCUGCGCUCCAGAGAAUAAAGACCUAACUUAUUCAACCUAUCUCUGUAACUUAGUUGUUGAAACCCAGGCAACAUUCUAGUAAAUCUCCUCUGUACUCUCUCUAUUUUGUUGACAUCCUUCCUAUAAUUUGGCAACCAAAAUUGUACCCCAUACUCCAGAUUUGGUCUCACCAAUGCCUUGUACAAUUUUAACAUUACAUCCCAGCUUCUAUACUCAAUGCUCUGAUUUAUAAAGGCUAGCAUACCAAAAGCUUUCUUUACCACCCUAUCUAUA
Messenger RNA from Leucoraja erinaceus (little skate), 2743 nucleotides. RefSeq names its product keratin-associated protein 10-11-like. The transcript is spliced from 5 exons. Lineage: Eukaryota; Metazoa; Chordata; Chondrichthyes; Rajiformes; Rajidae. Gene Ontology annotation, cellular component: membrane. The record is from RefSeq and is a predicted model, not a curated record. Bases 644 to 1792 code for a protein of 382 amino acids.